Messenger RNA from Hirsutella rhossiliensis, 1626 nucleotides. Its product is annotated as nuclear pore glycoprotein. The record is from RefSeq and is a predicted model, not a curated record. Gene Ontology annotation, molecular function: phospholipid binding; structural constituent of nuclear pore. Gene Ontology annotation, biological process: RNA export from nucleus; protein import into nucleus. Gene Ontology annotation, cellular component: nuclear pore; nuclear pore central transport channel. NCBI's taxonomy places the organism in Eukaryota, Fungi, Ascomycota, Sordariomycetes, Hypocreales, Ophiocordycipitaceae. The transcript is spliced from 8 exons. The coding region runs from base 1 to 1626 and encodes 541 amino acids.
AUGGCGUUCAGCUUCGGAACCCCCAGUUCGUCGAGCGAGCCGUCCAACACAAACACGUCUUCGGCGCCUGCUGCGGGCGGUCUCUUUGGCUCUGCUUCUACCGGCACGCCCAAGUUCUCAUUUGGGUCGUUGGGCGGCGCAUCCGCUGGCAACAACAAUUCUACACCUACGGGCAACUCGGCCUCCGUAUUUGGCCAGCCAAGCAGCGGUGACGCGCCAAAGGCGGCGUCCAGCGUAUUCGGCGGAGCCUCCACCAUGGCUGCCCCUGGCACGAGCAUGGCGACUCCCGCGGCUGGAGGACUGUUCGGAAGCAACAGCUCGACUACGCCCGCUUCCGCCGGCACUCCAGCAUCUGGUGGCAUGUUCGGAAACCCCAGCGCCGCGGCAAACAAGCCAGCCUCGAGCGUGUUUGGCGGCGCGCCAGCUUCGGGCAUGUUCGCCAGCACGGGCAAUUCGCUCUUUGGGAACAAGACUGAGAGCGCGCCCGGCAGCCAGUCAGCCACCGCCGCAGCAACUCCCGCGAAGCCCAUGUUCUCGCUCGCAUCAACUACACCCACAACGUCGACUCCUGCAUCUGGGCUCUUUGGCGGUGGACAGGCAGGCAGCAAUCCUCCCAGCGGCGGGGGUGGCCUGUUUGGUGCCAAGACUACAGCAAGCUUGGGAACACCCGCCGCCGGAGGGCUCUUCGGCACCAACAAGCCGGCCGCUCCCGCUGCGUCUGGGACCACGACGCUGGCGCCCGCUGGAGGGCUCUUUGGCAGCGCGACUGCUACCAACACGCCUGCCCCGUCCACGUCAAGCGCCCCGACUGGUGCUACGGGAGCUCCCGCAGCAUCGUCGACCGCAGGAGCCGCCUCUGGCACCUCACAGCCUGCUUCGGCGGGACCUACGCCAGCGGCCACCACGUCAACGACUUCGGCCUCUGCAGCCGGCGGGCUCUUCGCAGCUCAGCCCGCCACCCAGAACAUACCCCGACUCAAGAACAAGACCAUGGAGGAUAUUGUCACCCGAUGGGCUUCGGAUCUGUCCAAGUACCAAAAGGAGUUUAAGGAGCAGGCCACCGUCGUGUCGACCUGGGACAGGAACCUCGUCGACAACGGAGAGAAGAUUCAGAAGCUGUACCUCGACACCUUUGAAGCCGAGCGAGCCAGCCACGAGAUUGAGCGGCAGCUGGUGGCAGUGGAGAGCCAGCAAGACGAGCUCGAGGCUUGGCUCGACCGGUAUGAAUCAGAGGUGCAGGACAUGUUUGUCAAACAAAUCGGCCCUGGAGAGCAGCUUGCCGGACCGGACCAGGAGCGCGAGCGGACAUACAAGCUGGCAGAGAAGCUGACGCAGCAGCUUGACGAGAAGUCGCGGGACCUAUCCAAGAUGGUCAAGGAAAUUAACGACAUCUCGGGCACUCUGAGCAAGGGGGCCAAGGCCGAGGACCCGACGCAGCUGAGUCAGAUCGUGCGCGUGCUGAACGGGCACCUCACGCAGCUGCAGUGGAUCGACGCUCACGCCGCGGCUCUCCAGGCCAAGGUGGCGGCGGCGCAGAAGACCAGUGUGGCACUGAACAGCCACUAUGCCGGGGCGGAAAACGAUGCGGCAGAGAGCUUCUACCGAUCGUACAUGGGGCGGCGGUGA